GGGACUAAACAAAUUUGGUAGAAGAAAUCAAAUAUUUUUCUCCUUUAAAAGCUUUGUAAAUCAGUGAAUAAAGUAAUUUUAUGUCAUCAUUUGUUGCCGUAUUUGCAAAUUUUAAACGUUUUGAAACCGAUAAAUCGAGCAGGCAUGAUUCAUGAAAGUUGCAGAUCCAGGUACGCCGAAAAUUGUUAUAAAUCGUGUUGUACCGUUAACUUUGUUUAUACUUUGUGUACUACUUUUUGUCAUUACAAAAUGGCUUCCUCCGCAGUGCGAAAGCUGCCGCAAUAUCUGAAAGAAAUUCGCAUUCAUUUAUGUCAACGAUCUCCUUCUAGUCAAGGUGUAAGAGAUUGGGUUGAAAAAUAUUAUGUUGAUCUAAAAAAACAAAAUCCAUCUUUCCCUAUUCGUGUAAGAGAAUGUAGUGGAAUUCAACCAAAAAUGUAUGCAAGAUAUGACUUUGGUAAGGAGACUUGUGCUGACCUUGGAAAUAUGAAUGGCCAGCAGGUCAAUGAAACCCUCUAUAAAUUUGCAGACUCUAAACCAUAAUGAAACUUUGUUGAAGAUAGAACAAUUGUACAGAAAAUGUUUAUAUAGAAAAGACUUUACUGAUGAAUAUCAGGACAAUGGACUUUGUGAAUAACAGAAAUUAAUUGCAGUUAAAUGUGCCAUAAUUGAAUGUGUUUCUUUCACUUUAAUACCCAAUUCUAUAUAUAUUAAACAUAAAUUUGAUUAAACAACAUGUGACAUGACUAAAUAUGGUCAUGAUGACAUCACAAAAUGACCAUAUAUAGGUACAUCAUCAAUAUAAAUGGGCAUACAACUGUUUGAUAGUGUGCACAGAGUAUUAGCUUAUGUAGAGAUUUUAUCUGACAGACAGAUUAAGCAAAUUAUUUGAUCAGAUGUUACAGUAAUAAAGCUCUAUUCAAAUUUUAAAGUUUUAUGUAAACAUAUUUCUGUCAUUAUGAUAUCGUCAUACCCUAGAUUGGGUUCCAGUUCCUAAACUUUGUCGUAAUUAGUGAAAAAGCAUGAAAAAAAAAAACGAUUUUUGCACCAA
Messenger RNA from Anneissia japonica, 1048 nucleotides. RefSeq names its product NADH dehydrogenase [ubiquinone] 1 alpha subcomplex subunit 2-like. The coding region runs from base 145 to 540 and encodes 131 amino acids. Lineage: Eukaryota; Metazoa; Echinodermata; Crinoidea; Comatulida; Comatulidae. The record is from RefSeq and is a predicted model, not a curated record. The transcript is spliced from 3 exons.